GUUUUGUCAAGUGGUGGGGAGGAUAAUCUAUUUUGGCUUUUUUUAUCGUGUAAGUAAGCAGUUAGGAAGUUGUUUUAGGUCCGCGUUCUGGACCAGCACAGCCUCGGGUUCGAUAGUCUUUUUGACACGUGAUAGUAGUCGUGCGGCGAAGUGUACUAGUAGCAGCUUGUUCCUCGUAGAUUCGGGUGUUAACUCAGUAAAGUACGUUGAUAAAAAACCAUGCCAGAGGACAGGAGCAGAAGUCCGUACCGCGGGGGAGCGCCUUCUGCGUCAUCCGCAGUGCCGCAGGAUUCGCCGGGUUUUCGAGCUUUCCUCAACAGUAAAGGCAUCUACCCGCUGAGCACGUCAGUGCAGCAGGAAAGCUGUGGCUCGAAUAAACAGGGAGCGUCUUCAUCGUCUUCGUCUUCGAGCGCGAAUCACCACUGGAACAAUAAUCAGAACUGGAAUGGACAGAAUCAGAACUGGAGCAAUCAGUAUGAUGGGAUUGGGAACUGGAGUAACGCUACCUGGAACGAAUCGAACUACGUUCAGCCGGCACGACAAGCGCAUAAGUCGCAGCCGUCUUCUGGGAAACAACCUUUGCAACCGUCGGCCGGGUCCGGAUCGGGAUCCGCUUCCUCGUCUUCCGCGCCGAAGUGGGCCCAAAAAAAGAACAACUAUGAGAUUUUGCGCGAAGAGACCACUAUGGCGGCGGACUCGCUAAAAGUCGACAUGCCCCUCUCGUCUCCCAGAGAAGAAGUACCUCCCAUGCCAGUCAGCAAUCACUUCGCCGCGGCAGGAGGGCAACUACAGUCACCUGCUGCAGAGAAGCCAACGCUGCCCGCCGAACUUCUUGACAACGCAGAACUUGUGAAGGAGAUGCUGAAGUCGAUAGAAGAAAAUGGCGGCGUGAAAAAUUGGCGAGAGUUGCUGCACAAGAAAAAGGUUUUGAAGAAGCUCGUCGAGUCUGCGGACCAGUUUUUGGAAAGCGACGACGAAGCCGAUAUGGACCAUGAGGAGGGGUUGGACCAGGAUUCGGAAGGAGAGUUGUCGGAGGAAGGAGAGGAUGAAAUGGACUCCAAUAUCGUCGGCCGGCCGCAGCAAGGGGAGCCGGGGUUCAACAACUGGCUACGACCCAAAUUGCAAACAGCGCUCCAGAAAUUUGACAGGGAGGAGCAGCAGAAGAAAGCUCCGGGUGGUCGGAACGCUGUGAAACCGCUUUUGAAGCACCAGUUUCUAGUGAAGCACCUUUUCGAAAAUAACUUUUGCAGACGACUUCUCGUCGAUCAUGCGACGUACAACUGGAGCUACUGA
Amoebophrya sp. A120 is the source of this 1293-nucleotide messenger RNA. The record is from the annotation of a GenBank genome assembly. NCBI's taxonomy places the organism in Eukaryota, Dinophyceae, Syndiniales, Amoebophryaceae.